This is a messenger RNA of Adelges cooleyi (spruce gall adelgid), 1204 nucleotides long. RefSeq names its product transcription cofactor vestigial-like protein 4. Gene Ontology annotation, biological process: negative regulation of DNA-templated transcription. Bases 354 to 983 code for a protein of 209 amino acids. The record is from RefSeq and is a predicted model, not a curated record. NCBI's taxonomy places the organism in Eukaryota, Metazoa, Arthropoda, Insecta, Hemiptera, Adelgidae. Gene Ontology annotation, molecular function: transcription coactivator binding. The transcript is spliced from 4 exons.
CGUCUACUACUGCGUUACCACCACCGCCGCCUCGCGUGUACCGUGUGCCGUGCCUGUGCUGCCGGGCGAAAACGCGUUUUUAAAAAACUCAAUUCCGAUCAUUCCUGACAUUCCGAUCCGCGCUGUCGAAACCUCGGCACACACAACAACACACACACAGCCGAGAGCGCACACAAACGGUUGCCGUUGCCAUCAUCGCACGUCUCUCAGUGACGAUCCCCGGCCCGCGCGGGACACAGCUAUACCCAGAAACAGUACCGAGGACACCCGCCAAGGAUACAGUGAAGAGAGGACAUACGAGGUGGUUUUUUUUUUGAUUUUGGAUACCUACCCAGGCUUCCCGGGACGACGACAUGGACGGCGAAUCGCCACUGCAAGUGCUGUCGAGGGCGGCCACCAUGCUGCACGGGGAGGAAAAAGCCGCCGAGUCCCAGUACGCCGCCGCAGCCAAUCACUCGAGGUCGUUGUCGUUGAGAUGCUCGGCUAUGGAAGGAACCGUUGGCACCGUGGGCAAAUGGAAGCGGGAGAGAAGACACAGAGCCGUUACGUCACCGGUAUCGCCGACUAAUUUCAGAAGUACCCAAGAGCCGUUGGACAUGACGACUAAUGCCGGCAGGUCAGCGACGGUUCCUAAAGAACGGGCUUCGGUCAUCAUGGCCUCGUCGUCGCCGCCGUCAGUCGUCUUGAGCAGACCGCCGACAACAACGACCACGACCACAACGACGACCGGGGCAGGUGGCAUGAGCGAUCCGGUGAUCGACGAACACUUCAGGAGGUCGCUGGGCAAAGACUACAUGAGCGUGUUCGCCCCAGCCGUCGCGGUCCAAGAGGAAACGGCAGACGAGUCGCCCGAAGAGAACACCGGACUUUCCGCAGUGGACGAUCACUUCGCCAAAGCACUGGGAGACACUUGGGUGAAGCUUCAGAAAGAAGAAUAUCAGAAAAAAAGAACAAACGAUAAUAGGCGAAAAGUAUACGUGUAAGCGGGGGACGGAUUGCAAUUGAAAAUUCGAGUAUCGUCGUCUCAUCAUCCAAUUUUCGGUGUUUGAACUGUUACGAUUAAUAUGUCUGUAUAUAUUUAUAUUACGCGGUAGGAAGAGAAAGCUCGGGUUACAAAACUAUUAUUAUUAUUAUUUAUGUAAAUGUAUUCUUUGUACACGCUUUAAACUUUGUAAAUAAAACAAAAAUAUAUUUAUGACAUUUA